AUGCUAGAAGAUGCUUUGGUUCCUGAUGAUAAACUAAUUUAUGUCUCUCCCGAGAAUCUUUAUUACUGCUAUGCGAACGAUACUAUAGACCAAGAUGACAAAUGGACGAGUAUACAACCACAGCAAGGAUACAUACCCAUUUUAAGUGCAAACUUGAGGGCUUAUAAGAUAGAAUUACUCAAAAAACUCAGAUUCAGUGGUCAAAAUAACGUUUCACCUUCAAUUAAGAAAGAGAAGAAAAAUUUGGAACCAAAUAAAAAGAUAACAACGAAGCCCACUGAAAGUACAGGCUCGAAAAAGUAUUUGAUACCAGAGCAGUUCAUUCCCGAUAGCCUAGAAAAGCAAUUGAGGACCUUGACAGUCAUUCUAAAGGAUGCUUUAUAUCUGGGCAAGAACAAUAGAUUUAUUAAGGAAAAUGAGGUGGUGAGUGACGAUACGAGACUGCUUAUCCUUGAUGAGUUUCUAAAGCUCAUUAUUCCUAACUACAUUGAUUCGCUAGCAAAUUGGACUCUUGUAGAUUUAAACAAAGGAACCGAUGAUGAAAGUCUUCUGUAUUUGCGUUUCAAUGAAUCAGGGACUCAGAGUAUGAUUAGUUUUUAUAAGAAGCAUUCAAAGAUGGCUAAAUACAUGGAGAUUCAUUACGAUACGAACACUGAAAAAUAUAUUAAUGACAAUUUUAAGGAUGAUGGCGAUGAAGAUAACGUUGAAGCUGAACAAUCCCAUUCUGUUGGCGAGAUCUUGAAGUCAAUGGAAACAGCAUUUGAGAAAGCACGUUCACAAGUCGGAACAUUCAAAGGUGACAUCAAUGAUGAUCAGGAUGAUAAGAUCAACUAUAAAAUAGACUACAAUACAUUGCUGGAUAUUCCUAGCGACUCCCUGGAACAACUAACUAAAGAGAUAUUAAAUUUCAGAACAAAAGUUAUCGAUAUUGAGAAGCAAAAGCAACUUCGGCAACAAUAUGAAGAUAACGAACGUCGCCAAAAGCAUAUGACUCAACUAUUCGAGAAACUGCGAAAGGGAACGAAAAGCAAUGAUUCUAACAGAAAUAUGGAUAUUGAAUCCACGGACACCAUUAAUGAUAGUGACAGCGAGGAAGAUGAUGACGAGGAAGAUGAGGAUGACCUUGCUAUAGAGAAACGUAAGGAGGAGAAACGGAAAGAGGAAGAGGCACGCAAGUAUCGAGCUUUGUUGAAGGACUAUGAGACCACAAUUGAGCCACACUUGCAUUUACUAUCUCAACAAUAUAAGCAGAAUCUAGAAUAUGAGAAAGAGCUGGCCGCAAACCGUGAAGCGAAUGUAAAGGACCUUCUUCGUCAAGCCAAUGAUAUCUACUAUGAUAAGGAUAGGUCUUUCAAGGACAGAGAAGAACAAGAGGACAAACUGGAUAGAGAGAAAUAUGGAGAUAUAAUAAUAGAAGAUAUUGUAAUUGAUGAUGACCGUAAAGGACAAAAGAAGUUGCUUGAGAAGGACAAAAAGGUUAAGAAGGCCGGCGAGCCUGCUAUUAAGAUUAAUUUGGCAUUCAAGAAAGCUAUGGAUAAUUCUAUACAGGACAAACGGGACAAAGCGGAAGAUAUCGAACCUGUUUCUCAGCCUAUCGAAGCUCGAAGCACCAACAGAUAUGCAGCACUUAAAGAGAAACGUGUUGUGGAUGAGCUAGUAAAAGAGUUACUUGGUGUAUACGAGGAUGACGUUGUUGCAUAUGUGUUUGAGAUACUUGAGAAGCCAGAGAUGUCCGACGAGAAGAAACAGAGUGAACUUGUAACUGAGAUGGAGGACCUAUUUGAUAAAGAAGGUGCUGUACAAUUUGCAGAACAGGUGUUCAAAGCUCUAGAUGAAGCGUAA
Messenger RNA from Nakaseomyces glabratus, 1842 nucleotides. It is a transcript of the gene SNU71, whose product is annotated as Snu71p. Gene Ontology annotation, biological process: mRNA processing. Lineage: Eukaryota; Fungi; Ascomycota; Saccharomycetes; Saccharomycetales; Saccharomycetaceae. The record is from RefSeq and is a predicted model, not a curated record.